CCCAGUCUCUCUCAACCUUCAUCAUUCUUAACUAUUUGUGGUCCAAAUGGUUCACUUAUUUAUCAUCAUCCUGGGAAUACAAUCCCUACAUCCCACUGAUAAUCAGAACUUUACUGACUUGCCUGCAGAGCUAAAAAGAGUAUAAGGUUCUUCUCCCUGCCCCUCCUUUGAUAACUUGUUCCCACUUCUCAAAGAGAGAACUUCAGCACUUUGGAUGAUUCACUGCAGAGAUUCUCGGUCAAUACAUAUACAGAGCCUAUGAUAUUUUCAAUGUUUGUGUCACUGUUUCUUCUCAGCAACCAGCCAGAACAUGAAAUGUCCUCUCAGUGUUUAGCUAUGAAACAGGAUAAACCAGGGAAAAAAUUAAAUUAAAUUCAAGAAAGCUAUGGAAAGUAAUUACAAGAUUGGAAAAAACUAUCUCCAUUUUUUCCCCCACCACUUAACAUCUUUGUUACAGUCUGAAAAUCCUACUGUGCUGCCCUUCAGUCUCCAAAAGCAUUGCUCAGCAGUGCUGUCAAUUCAUCCAGAUCUAAAUGAAGAAAAUAUUUCUGAGUAGUGCUUGUUGCCACAGACUAUUCCUUUCUCACCUGAAGAUUAAAUAACUGUACUCUGUGCUGUGUUAUUGGACUGCACACUCUACAAAGCACACCUGAGGCAGAAUGAAAUGCUGGUGAGCUGCACAGCUCAGUGUCAGUGUGACACUAAAGUCCUACAGCUUGCAGUAGUUGCUGAUUUUUACCCUCUAAUAGCUUGAAAGGUAUCAUAUUUGUCUUUCUGGUCAAUUAGUUUCCAUCUUCUCUGCAGCAACACUGACUGAGCAUUCAAAAAAUACGGCUAAGGUGCUACAUCUGGAAAAGCAGCAUAUCCAAAUAACUGCCUCCACCUAAUGCUCCCCAGGAAGUGAAGUGGUUUUGCUCAGGUCAUACAUUUACUGAGCACCUCAGACUUUAGGUCAAACGCAUAAACGGAGUUAAAAUGUUUUUAAGAUACUAUAGCAAAAGGCAUUAUUUUGCUGGGUUUUGUUUUCCAUCUACUAUUAGAUCCACCUAACCUUGCUUCUUUUCCCCUUCUGGUGUAGAAGAAAGCAAGCCCUGCACGUACACUUGUGCUCCACUUCCAGCUCUUAAGGGCUCUCUAUCCAAGGAGCUGCUCCCAGGCACUUCCUGCUGCUGGGCAGUUCCAGCAAUGGAUCCACCCCUCAGCAAGGCUGGGUUUCAAACAGGCAGAACCAGAUUCCCCAAGUAGAAAGUAAUCAAUUUGCCUGUCUACUGCAGUGGCAGAAGUUUCUCUCUCACACUACACCCUCCUGAACACUUGGACAACUAUAUAAGAACCAGAAGCAGAAGGAAUGAAGAAAAUCCUUAAUGGAAAAGUCACUCAGGACAUGUUACUUUGGGAAAUAUUCAGAAAAAUGUUUCUCAGAUUGUACUGAAGCAGGAGUUCUGCUGGAAAGGAUAAAACAGAAAGCCAUCAGCACCGGAUUCAGAGUGAAACAAAAUCAACAAAAAAAGAUAUUGGAUUAACUUCCUGUGUUGCAAGAGGGGGAAAAAAAGCCCGGGGAAAAAAAAAGCCCUGAACACAAAAGCCAUGAGAGACCGACUGCAAGAGCUUAAACUGAGGGCUAAGGAACUACAGAUAGCUGGAGAAAACAACAGUGUAGCUGUCCAAGAAGAGGAGCAGGACUUUGAACAGCAGGCCAUUAUUUAUGAAAAAGAGUCCAUAACUGAAAGGCACUUGCAUGAAAUCCAGAAGCUUCAGAAUGAAAUUAAUAACUUGGUGGAAGAAGUUAAUAAAUUCAGCCAACAACAAAAAAGCCUGGUGUCUUCAAUGAGGCGAUUCAGUGUUCUGAAAAAGGAAUCUAACAUAGCAAGGGAAAUAAAAAUUCAAGCAGAGCACAUAAGAAAAUGUUUGGAUGAACUGUCGAAGACAGUGAAAAAAGCUGAAAAUGAGCAUGGGCCAUCACGUGCCACGGUGAGAAUCCUGACUUUUCAACAUGCCUUCUUAUCCCACCGUUACCUCAAUGCCAUGCUCUCCUACAAUGAAGCCAUAACUGCCAAGCAGGAGAAAUGCAGGAGGUUUAUUGUCCGUCAGCUCGAAGUAGCUGGUAAGGAGGUGUCUGAAGAAGUAGUCAAUGACAUGCUCCAACAAGGAAAAUGGGAGAUUUUCAAUGAAAAUCUCCUCACUGAAGCCAAAAUAACUAAAGCUCAGCUUUCGGAGAUCGAGCAGAGACACAAAGAACUUGUCAGUCUAGAGAACCAGAUCAAAGACAUAAAGGAACUUUUUAUCCAGAUAUCAGUGCUGGUGGAGGAGCAGGGGGAGAUGAUCAACAACAUAGAGAUCAGUAUGAACAACACUCAAGAAUAUACUCAAGUAUCUAAAGAAAAAUUUGGGCUUGCAGUCAGGUAUAGAAAAAGAAACCCCUGCAGAGCAAUAUGCUGCUGGUGUUGUCCAUGUUGCAAAUGAUAAAAGAAAUGAACUCCUGGAAAUACCAAUGGUUCCUACACAGCAAACUGAUCUUGAAAAGCAAUCUUAGGAUCUCAUUUUCCCUUCAACAGCACUCUCAGGAAAAACUCUGUCUAUUUAUCCAAAGAGAGUUAGAAGAAUGCAAAGAAUGUUAUGGUUUUCACACAAACACAUGAAUGAGGGGAAAGGAUCAAAGGACAAAAGUGCCACUUUUUUGUUCUUCUGACUCAAACUAAAAUAAUGUGGCAACAAACUAUCUGUGCUUUCGGGAAGCAUUGAAAGCAUUGCUAUCUCAGAUUUCAUAAUAAUGGUCUAGUUGCUUUUUACAAAAUAAUAACUGGUAUUUUUAAUUGCCUUUUGUUUUUUAGCACUUUUAUUUACUUGAUUCAAAUUCUAAGGGUUUUUUUUUCCCCAGAAAUUUGAAAUUCUACAAAACCAAACUACACAUAAAGCAGACUCCAUUAGUAACAAUCCAGAAUGUGAUGCCUAAACCAAACAAGAAGUCAGAAGAGAGUUAUCUGGAGUGUUUCACUACAACCUCUAUAGGAAAAGUUACUCACAGACAUUGGGUUAUUUAUUUAAUAACACCCUGCUGUAUUUCUUACAGAUAGGGGUUGAGUUCCUGUUUUCUGAACAAAUUAAAGAAUACCAGCAGCAGCAGAGCACAUCACCAAACCUACAAAGAUAUUUGUCAGCAUCUUGCUGAGAAGCCAAGCAUUAACAAACCUACACAGAUAUUUAUAUUAUUCAGCUACAUAGGCAGACUCCCUACUAGGUAAGGAUAGGGGAAUAUGAUACUUUAUCACACAGUGUUAAGGCAUUUUCUUACUGCUGCCUGUUCUAUCUAAACGUUCAGUUGCAUCUGCAGUCUCACUUUUGCUAGUACAAAAAUUAAAGGAAAAAUAUAAAAAAACAAUAGAACUCCAUACUUAUUUAAAAAAAAAAAAAUCUAGAACCAGAGGAUGCUUUAGGGUUGGAAGGAAUUCCUGGGGGACCUCCAGAUCAUCCUCCUGCUCCAACGUUUGCUCAAAUCAAGACAGAAAUUUUCCUGGUUGCAGCUCUUGUCUACCACUUUUGAUCCUACCACAUGCCCCUGAAAAGAACCCUGUUAUUGUCACACCUUAUUGCUUAGGCAGCAGGAAGAUGUCUCCCUUAGUUUCUUUACUUCUAGUCUGAACAAAAGCAGCUCUCUGACUCUCCUGAUAUGUCACAUGCUCCAGUAACCCAGCUGGACUCACUACAUAAUAGUCACAUUUGUCUUCACGGUAGUCCUGUGGUGGGAAGUCCAGAAUGGUGCAGGACAUGGAUUUAUUUGUACUCUACAGGAGUUGCCAGAACUUCUAAUGGAGGGUUUCCACAGCUCUAGAUGGUUCCAUGAAAUUCUGCUGAUCGUAGAAGCUUGGGAUAUUCAAAUAGGAAUGAAAACCAGAUGCCUAAAGCAGCAAAUAAGAAUAGCUCCCCCGAGUACCUAAACCAGCAAGCAGAAAAGGAGUGCUUUUGCUUUCCAUAUUCCCAAUGGCUGGCUUCUACCCCGUUCCCAACUGCUUUUGGAACUUAAUGAGAAACAGCUCUCUAAUGAAAUUUAACAGAAAAUAACACUGCAAUCGAGGCGAAAAAAGUUAUUUCCAAAAAGAAAUUUAAAAAAAAAAAAUUCCACGCUAAAACCAAACCCCAAACCAAAAAUGUACUUCUGAACUCCGUGCUGUGCAAAGGUACAAUCAAUACUACUAUAUCUGGAUACAGGCAGAGAAGGCAGAACAAACUGCAUUACAAUUCUACAAGGCACUGAGCUACAUGUCUUCAGUUUCAUCUAGUGGGAAAAAAAAAAAAAAAUCAAUCUACUAUCAAAGGGCACUACUGAAUUAUUGUUACAUUGUGAUACUUAAAAAUAGUUGGAUUCCUUCCAUCCCACAUUAAAAUUGCAACUGAAAUUAACUGUUAUCAAAAUACAAUCAAAGGUCUGAACCUUAAAAAGAAAAGUAUUAUAACAUUUAUAAGAAAUAAAGUUAAUGACACCACAGUUAUUAUUUCAUUAAACAACCUCCCUUAACUGCUGCAUAUAUGGAAACUACCUUUAUGUUCCAAGAGCAAAGCAGAAACCAGACAAUA
This is a messenger RNA of Corapipo altera (White-ruffed manakin), 4572 nucleotides long. It is a transcript of the gene STX19, whose product is annotated as syntaxin 19. The transcript is spliced from 2 exons. Gene Ontology annotation, molecular function: SNARE binding; SNAP receptor activity. The record is from RefSeq and is a predicted model, not a curated record. Gene Ontology annotation, cellular component: endomembrane system; presynaptic active zone membrane; plasma membrane. The coding region runs from base 1588 to 2463 and encodes 291 amino acids. Gene Ontology annotation, biological process: exocytosis; intracellular protein transport; synaptic vesicle fusion to presynaptic active zone membrane. NCBI's taxonomy places the organism in Eukaryota, Metazoa, Chordata, Aves, Passeriformes, Pipridae.